Messenger RNA from Anolis carolinensis (green anole), 1946 nucleotides. It is a transcript of the gene adm, whose product is annotated as adrenomedullin. Gene Ontology annotation, molecular function: hormone activity; adrenomedullin receptor binding. The record is from RefSeq and is a predicted model, not a curated record. The transcript is spliced from 4 exons. Bases 143 to 646 code for a protein of 167 amino acids. Gene Ontology annotation, biological process: positive regulation of heart rate; adrenomedullin receptor signaling pathway; regulation of systemic arterial blood pressure. Gene Ontology annotation, cellular component: extracellular region. Lineage: Eukaryota; Metazoa; Chordata; Lepidosauria; Squamata; Anolidae.
UUCAGAAGCGAAGAAGAAAGAGAGAACAGACAACACAUUUAAACAGACACACGGAGAGAAACCUUGGAGAAGCCGCCUGGCUUUGACACUUGGAAAGACAGAUAGCCUGCCUGCAUCCCAGUGGAUUAUCAACUUCAUCAGGAUGCAAGCCGUGUCCCUCGCCCUCCUUUACCUGGGCUCCCUCUCCUUCCUCGGCCUGGAGGCUGCCAAGCUGGACCUGGCGUCAGACUUCAAGAGAAGGUGGAACAAGUGGGUCCGGCGGGACCUAGACGUCGGCCUUGAGCCCAAUGCGCCGACGCUGCUCCACCCGCAAGACACCAAGGACGAGGCCGGAAUGGCCCUGCCGCCCCGCAACUUCAUCUCCCCGAAGCCCGUCCACUUGAGAUACAGGCGCCACGCCCGCGGGGCCACGCCGGCGCUGGCCCACUUGAACGUGGUGCGCUUGGGCUGCCGCCUGGGGACGUGCAACACGCACAACCUGGCGCACAUGAUCUUCCACCUGACGGACAAGGAGAAGGACAGCUCGGCGCCCCCGGGCAAGAUGGAGGAGAUGGGCUACGGGCGCAGGCGGAGGCGCCGGGACCUCGGACACGUCCUCGCCGCCCGCUCCCUCCGCGCCCGCCCGCCCCCGGACUCCUCGCACUAGUCGGGAGGAGGACGAGGACGAGGGAGGCGCGGUUCUCUCCGUGAAGGGCACGCAGCCUCGCCUCCCUCGGCACCCAUCGCGGGGAGGGCGCCCACAGGGCCCUGGAGGCCCCACUGACCGCCCUCCCUGCUUUCUCUCUCUCAUACUUGAACGGACUUGGCCAGGCGAAGUGCAAUCGGACUCAGCGCGGAGUGAGUGUCGUGGUGGAUGUUGUUGCUGGAUGGAAGGAACUCUCUAGCCCCCCGUCUAUUUAAAAAGAGAUUUUUUUCCCCUUGCUAACCUCUCCAGCCUCUCCUUUUAAACUACAGAGUUAUUUUUAUAUAUAUUAAUGAUGUAUGUAUUUUGCAUUAUGGGCAUUAUUGGGGUUGCGGUGGUUUUGUAUUCUUUGUUAACUACUUUUUUUUUUUGUAAAACUAUUGGGAAUGCCGGCCUUUAUAUCCCUUGUUACUGUGUUUUUGUAAGUACUCUGAAUGUCCGCGUUUUACCAGUGGCAGCACCGGUUAAUAAUGGAGGAAAUUAAUGUUUCAAGCAGGCCUGGGCCAACUUGGGCCCUCAGGUAUUUUGGACUUUGACUCCCGCCAUUCCUCACAGCCUCAGGCCCUUUCCUUUCCUUUUCGCUUAAGCGGCUGAGGGGGGAAAGGAAGGGGCCUGAGGCUGUGAGGAAUGGCGGGAGUCAAAGUCCAAAACACCUGAGGGCCCAAGUUGGCCCAAACCUGCUCCAAAGUGUCAGAAUUUGCCAGAUGGAUUCAGUUUCUGAAAGCCAAAGACAACUUUGACAGCUUUAUUGGCAGCUUUGUCCCAGACACAUUCUGAAGCAACCCCUCGGACAGGGGUUCUCAACCUGUGGGUCUCCAGAUGUUUUGUCUUUCAGCUCCCAGAAAUCCUAACAGUUGGUAAACUGGCUGGGAUACCUGGAAGUUGUAGGCCAAGACACCUGGGGAUCCACAGGUUGAGAACCACUGCCCUAGGAGGUAAUUUUCAAAUUGGCACACUUCAAACUGAGUAUUUUCCACACUUCACAAAGUGUGUAUUUUCCAGUUCAUUCUUCCUUUUCGACGUCCAUGUCAAGAGUGCCUUACCCUGAAGCAAACGCGUGGCUCCUGCUCCGUCUGCUUACUGCUGUCCCUCUUUGGUGGGCCCACCUCUGGUUUUCAUUUUGGUCUCUGUUUUGGUGUCAUUGCCUCGCUCUGUGCUUCUCUGUCAUGAUUUAUCACAUUCCGGAUUGGUAAAAGAUGUACCCCCCCCCCAUUCCCGCCGAGGGCAGUAUGUGAACAAACAAUAAAACAUUAUCACAUCAAAA